This is a messenger RNA of Adineta steineri, 633 nucleotides long. The record is from the annotation of a GenBank genome assembly. Lineage: Eukaryota; Metazoa; Rotifera; Eurotatoria; Adinetida; Adinetidae.
AUGCGAUCACUUCGUAUGUCUACCAAAGCUGGUUGGCAAUUUCAAUGCUCUAGCUCAAGUUGCUCACCAUUGGCCGUUAUUAUUGUGUCGAAUAUCCGCCAGUGUCAAAUAGCAUGUUUAGCUGAAAUCCAUUGUAGAGCAAUUAGUUUUUAUAAAUCAUCGUCUAAUUGUGAAUUAUUUGCUGAUAUAUCAAACCAAAAUGGCAAUUUGGUGAGCAACAUGAACACCGUUACUAUGAUUGUGAUGGAUGGAACACGACUUCCACCUGAACCGACUACGACAUCAACAACAACUUCAUCAUCCACUUCAUCAUCAACAUCAUCCACAUCAUCAACAACAUCAACAACAACAUCAACCACUGCAUCAUCAACAUCAUCCACAUCAUCAACAUCAACAACAACAUCAACCACUUCAUCAUCAACUACAUCAACAACCACAACUACUACUUCAUCAGCAACAUCAUCCACAUCAUCAACAUCAACAACAUCAACAACAUCAUCAACCACUUCAUCAUCAACAUCGUCAACAACAUCAGCAACAACAACCACAACUACUACUUCAUCAUCAACAUCAUCCACGACGUCAACAACAUCAAUAACAACAACAACAGCUGGUCAGUUACAUGCUAUAUAA